Messenger RNA from Helianthus annuus (common sunflower), 1553 nucleotides. RefSeq names its product homogentisate phytyltransferase 1, chloroplastic. Bases 118 to 1320 code for a protein of 400 amino acids. Gene Ontology annotation, cellular component: membrane. The record is from RefSeq and is a predicted model, not a curated record. Gene Ontology annotation, molecular function: prenyltransferase activity. The transcript is spliced from 14 exons. NCBI's taxonomy places the organism in Eukaryota, Viridiplantae, Streptophyta, Magnoliopsida, Asterales, Asteraceae.
UUUUCAUAUUUUCUGGUGUGUGAUAAUUUGGCUGAUCUUCUUUUCAUCAUUAACCAAGCAGCACUUUUAAAUCAUAAUAUUGUUCUUGGUUGAAAUCGUUUUGGAGGAAGGACAUAUAUGGCGUCUGUAUGCAUGGGGUCACUUUGCAAGCCAACUUCGCUUUUGUUUUCUGGAGUUGUUAAGGCUUCUUCCCUUGCCACAGGAGCACAAGCUUCAAAAAUUCCUCGGAUAUCCAACUUUGAUAUGAAAGAGUCCUUGCAAGGAAGGCAUUGUACCAAUCACACCGAUAAGAAAUUGUAUAACCGAUUAACGCCUCGCCAAAUGAAGAAAGAGAAGUUUGAACUGAAUGCAGCAUCUACCGAUAAUCCUCAAUUUGAUGCAACUCAUGAUUUGAUAAAUCCCUUGGAAAAUGCUAUCCGUUUUGUGGAUGUUCUGUAUAGAUUUAUGAGGCCGUAUGUAGCGAUUGGAACGGUUUUUAGUGUACUCUCCAUGUCACUUCUUGCUGUCCAGAAAAUGUCAGAUUUAUCCCCAUUGUUCUUCCUUAAAUUGAUGCAGGCUCUUGUUGGAGGCUUGUUUAUGCAAAUGUACGUCUGUGGAUUCAACCAAAUAUGCGAUAUAGAACUCGACAAGGUUAACAAGCCUUCUCUCCCAUUAGCUGCUGGGGAACUAUCUAUGAGAACUGCUAUCAUUGUGUCUUCAAUAUCAGCUGUCAUGGGCUUUUCGAUUGCGUGGAUUGUUGGUUCUCCACCGUUGUUUUGGGGUUUCGUCGGGUGGUUUACGGUUGCGACUGCAUAUUCAGCCAAUGUGUACCCCUUAUUGCGAUGGAAGAGGUUUCCUUUCAUGACAGCUUUUUAUAUGCUAAUUUCGAAAGCACUGGUUGUUCCUGUUGCAUAUUACAUGCAUAUGCAGAAUUCUAUCAAUGGAGGAGCAAGUUUACUUUCAAGACCACUAUUAUUUGCAGUCGGAAUACUUAGUGCCUUCUCUCUCUCAAUGAUAUUCUUCAAGGACAUCCCAGAUAUUGAAGGAGACCGAAUGCAUGGAAUUAAGUCCCUUGCUAUACGAUUGGGUGAAACACGGGUGUUUUGGAUAUGCAUUUGGAUUCUAGAAAUGGCUUAUGUUGCUGCUGGUUUAGUGGGAGCAACUUCAUCCAUCACUUGGAGUAAAUAUGCAACGAUUAUUAGUCAUCUGGCGAUGGGAGCGCUACUUUGGAUGCGUGCCAAAUCAGUAGAUGUGAAGAACGUGAAAGCCGUUCAAUCCAUGUAUAUGUUCCUUUGGCAGCUCUUCUAUGCUGAAUAUGGCCUUAUCUUGCUUGUACGAUAAAUUUUGGUUGAAUGAAGUGAAUCUUCACGAUGACCUUCUACUAUAAAAUUCCAGAUAAAGGUUCCAAGAGUAACCAUACCCUAGGUCAUACUAGUCUCUUUUCUAUCUUGUUUUCCCAUUACCUUGUAAUUUGAGUAAUAUAUUACUAUAGUUUUGUACGAUUCAAUGAAAUGUUGUCAUCUACAUGACUUAUGUUAUACUUGUGUUUGUUGUGGAAUUUUGGUAUCUUGUUC